AUGGUGAAGGAUACCAAAUAUUAUGAUGUUCUCGAAGUUAGCCCAACUGCCACGGAACAAGAGUUGAAGAAGGCUUACCGUAAAUUGGCUUUAAAAUACCAUCCAGAUAAGAACCCAAAUGAGGGUGAACGAUUCAAACUGAUUUCACAAGCCUACGAGAUUUUAAGUGAUCCGAAGAAGCGUGAGAUCUAUGAUAAGUAUGGUGAAGAAGGAAUUAAGGAAGGAGGCGGCGGUGGAGGCGGUCACAACCCCAUGGACAUCUUCGACAUGUUCUUUGGUAUGUUUUUGAACUUUUUUGUUGGUUUUUAGGUACAAGCGUGCAUGAUUUUAAAGUUUUUUACCUUUAAAUGUUGUAGUAGUCCUAACAUUGGACUAAAACAAUGUAAUUUUUAGGCGGCGGAGGGCAUCGCGGACAUCGUGAAAACAAAGUUCGUGAUAUGGUUCACCAAAUGUCAGUUUCUUUGGACAAAAUGUACACUGGUUUCACUAAAAACUUGAAGAUCAAGCGCUUCGUUCUCUGUUCAGCUUGUGACGGUGUUGGUGGCGCCAAGGAUGCCGUAAAAGAAUGUUCCGACUGUGAUGGACAUGGUGUAGUUAUCCGAAACAUUCAAAUCGCUCCAGGAUUCGUACAACGAUCUCAAGCAGCCUGUAGCAAGUGCCGUGGUGAAGGUGAGAUUAUUUCCGUGCCAUGUACGACAUGUGGAGGCAAAAAGCGAAUGAAGGUCGAGGAAAUCAUUGAAGUUAAUGUUAACAAGGGAUCAAAGGAUGGACAGAAAAUCGUGUUCUACGGUAAAGGAGAUCAAGAAAAGGGAAAAGAGCCUGGAAAUGUUGUUAUUGUACUAGACGAGCAGAAUCAUCCAGUCUAUACUCGCGAUGGAGAUAAUUUGCUUUUGAGUAUGCAGUUGAACAUCACCGAAUCGUUAUGUGGUACUCAGAGGAAGAUGAAGACUUUGGAUGGACGUCAAAUUAUGUUCACGACAUUACCUGGUAAGUUAUAUUGUUUUAGAUAUAUUAUUUCUUUAAACCUUAUAUGUCUACUUGUUUUUUAUUCUUGCUUUAAAAAUUCAAAUUUUUUUUAAAAGAAAUAUUUAAUUUCCCCAAUUUUUUAGGUGAAGUAAUAAACCACGGUGACACAAGAUCCGUCCACGGUGAAGGUAUGCCUCGUCACAAGCACCCGGGAGAGAACGGAGAUCUUAUUAUCAGCUUUAAGGUCGAAUUCCCCGACCAAAUCUCGGAGAAAAACCUUGCCAAACUGUACGCAUUGUUGCCCGGGAAGCCGGAAAUCAUUAUUCCGGAUGAUGUUGAGGAGAAGGAACUGAUCGAAGUUGGCCAGGAAACGUUCCGUUCCCAAGAAAACGGCCAUGGACAUGGUAGUGGUCCACAAGUACAAUGUGCCACUCAAUAA
Bursaphelenchus okinawaensis is the source of this 1405-nucleotide messenger RNA. NCBI's taxonomy places the organism in Eukaryota, Metazoa, Nematoda, Chromadorea, Rhabditida, Aphelenchoididae. The record is from the annotation of a GenBank genome assembly.